AUGUCGAUUACUGAUGGAAAGCAAGAUGUGGAAACGAUGGCAUCUCCCACACAAGAGAUAGCUGGCAGCACUGAAAAGAUCGUGGACACUAGAAACAUUGACCAAGCCGCAUUGUUUCUUGCGCAGGCGGAGGGCUACGAAAGUCUUACGGCGAAGCAGGAACAGCGGUUGAAGAGGAAGAUUGACUGGAUCAUGAUCCCAAUGCUCUUCGUCACUGCCACACUGGGUGCUGUAGACAAGGUGGCCUUAAGCACCGCCGCCAUUUAUGGCUUACAGGAAGACAACGGUUUACACGGGCAACAGUAUUCAUGGCUAGGUUCAAUCCUAUCUCUCGGUGCCUUAGUCGGAAUGUUUCCAUCCUCAUACCUCAUCCACAAGUUCCCUGCCGCAAAGUACCUCUGCACAUGCUCCAUGGCAUGGUCGGCAAUGGCACUUCUGAUGCCUGCUUGCAGUAGUUGGAGUGGGUUAAUGGCUCUUCGCUUCCUGAUGGGCGCUGCUGAGGCUAUCAUUGUCCCGGGCAUCUCACUGAUCAUCGCUGGAUGGUACAAGAAAAGCGAGCAGCCACCUCGCAAUGCGUUCGUAUUUGCCGCCAUGAGUUCUGUGGUCAAUGGAUUUCUCAGUUGGGCCGUAGGUCACAUUUCCGACGACUCGCCUCUCGCCAAGUGGCAGUAUCUGUACCUCAUCGUCGGCUCCAUCUCAAUGACAUGGUCCAUCUUCGCCUUCAUCUUCCUCCCCGAUACGCCAAUGAAUGCCUUCUUUCUCACGCAGCAGGAAAAAGUUUUCUGGGUGCAACGCCUUGCGGGUAACAAAACCGGUAUUGUCAAUAACGUCUGGAAAUGGGACCAGGUGCUUGAGGCAGUAAUUGACCCGAAGACCUGGCUCAUCUUCUUUUUCAAUAUCGCUAUCAACAUUCCGAACGGAGGCCUGACAACAUUCAACGGCAUCAUUAUCAAGAACCUCGGCUUUACAUCCGUUCAGUCAUCUCUUCUCGCUAUGCCCACGGGUGUCAUGUCUACUCUAGCAUCAGUCGGCUUCUCAUUUCUAGCCGCCAAGUGGAACGACCGUCGCUGCCUCGUCACUAUGAUCGCUUGCGUCAUCCCUAUCGUUGGCACUGGUGUCUUGUACGGUGUUUCCCGCAGCAAUGUACCCGCCCAAAUGGUGGGCCUGUAUCUGUGCUACACCUACUUCGGUCCGUACUGCGUCGGUAUUUCUUUGGCCCAAGCCAACACGGCUGGUCAUACCAAGAAGAAUGUCCAGUUCGCUAUACUGUACAUUGGAUACGCCGUCGGGAACCUCAUCGGACCCCAAACUUUCCGCGCAAACCAAGCCCCUGCGUAUACUGGAGGCGUGGUAGCUAUGCUGGUCUGCUACUGCGUGUGCAUUGGGUUGAUGUGUGCGUACUGGUUCUACUGCGUGGUACUGAACCGUAAGCUUGUGUCAGCUGCUCCUGUAGUAGAGGUUGACGGUACUGUUGUGGAGAACUUCAGCGACCUGACGGACUUUAAACAAGAGGGAUUCAAGUACACCACUUGA
This is a messenger RNA of Didymosphaeria variabile, 1533 nucleotides long. RefSeq lists its product as uncharacterized. Bases 1 to 1533 code for a protein of 510 amino acids. The record is from RefSeq and is a predicted model, not a curated record. The transcript is spliced from 6 exons. NCBI's taxonomy places the organism in Eukaryota, Fungi, Ascomycota, Dothideomycetes, Pleosporales, Didymosphaeriaceae. Gene Ontology annotation, molecular function: transmembrane transporter activity. Gene Ontology annotation, biological process: transmembrane transport. Gene Ontology annotation, cellular component: membrane.